This is a messenger RNA of Humulus lupulus (European hop), 1748 nucleotides long. RefSeq names its product MMS19 nucleotide excision repair protein homolog. NCBI's taxonomy places the organism in Eukaryota, Viridiplantae, Streptophyta, Magnoliopsida, Rosales, Cannabaceae. Bases 670 to 1434 code for a protein of 254 amino acids. The record is from RefSeq and is a predicted model, not a curated record. The transcript is spliced from 8 exons. Gene Ontology annotation, biological process: iron-sulfur cluster assembly. Gene Ontology annotation, cellular component: cytosolic [4Fe-4S] assembly targeting complex.
UGAAAAAAAAUGCCUAAGUCUUUUCCCUAUUAUGUACAGUAGACUCCCAUUUUCAUCUCUUUCUCUCUCUGUCUCAUUUUCCUUCGUGCUAUACCCAUUUUCCCGUCCCAUUUUCCUUUCUCUUCCUGCUAUACCCAUUGACUCAACCUUAUCACCACCUCCUCCUCCUCCUCUCUCGGACCGAACCACCUCCUCAUCUCUCUUUUUUUUUGGAGUUCAUCUAUCACCGAGACAUUGGCAGAAGUUUGGUGGGGCUCGAUCGGCGCAGGCGGAGUGGGCUCGAUUGGCACAGUUGCAGAGGGCCAGGACUUAGGGACUCGGGGAUGACUGCGGAUGGAUACAAUGCGUACUUUCCUCAAAAGGUUUCUCUUUCCUUCUGCGCUUACCAUUUUUUUUCUUUCUGCAUCUCAUUUUUUGUUUCUUUUUUUGAAGAAGAGAUUUCUUUGAUACAGGGGAUUUUCAGAGUAUAUGAUUUCGGUAAAUGAAUUGGCCUAUCAAUAGCUUUGUAGUGACAUUACACUGGAGUUCAAUAACUGCUCUAAACAAGUUGGUAUCCAUAUUCACAUCCCAAAUUUUUAAAUCCACAUAUAAAUAUAUGUUUAUAUUCUGUAUUUAAGUUUGUGAAGCGGGUUUCUGUGUUUUUUCGAGUUCAGGUCAUUGAAAUGGACAAUGGCGGAACCGAGCGAGUUGACUCAGCACAUUGAGUCUUACGUUGACACGUCUCACUCCCAGACUCAACAGGCUGCAAGUUUGGAUUCUAUCACUUCACUCGUUAAGAAUGACUUGAUAACUAUUGAAACACUGGUCAAAGAGAUGGAAAUGUAUCUGACCACUACAGAUAAUGUCAUUCGAGCUAGAGGUACCCUUCUUCUUGCGGAAGUUCUUGGACGUCUUGCUUCAAAGCCACUAGGCAGUGCUAUCAUUCAUAGCUUAAUUGGAUUCUUCACAGAUAGGCUGGCAGAUUGGAGAGCAUUACGUGGGGCUCUUGUUGGGUGCUUAGCAUUACUGAGGAGAAAAAGUGAUGUUGGUGUAGUCUCUGCCACUGAUGCAAAAGCAGUUGCUGAGGUGUACUUAAAGACCCUACAGGUGCAGUCUUUAGGUCAGCAUGAUAGGAAGCUUUGUUUUCAGCUUCUGGAAUGCGUCUUAGAAUGCUAUCCCAAUGAGGUUGCUUCCUUGGAUGAACUCCUUCUAUAUGGAAUCUGUGAAGCUGUUGAUGGAGAGAAGGAUCCUCAUUGCUUGUUGCUAGCAUUUGACAUCAUUUGUGCACUGAUUCGACUAUUUCCAGAUCCUAAUGGGUCGCUAGAAAAUUUUUCUGGAGAGCUUUUUGAAACUUUGAGCAGUUACUUUCCCAUUCAUUUUACUCAUCCAAAAGGAGAGGACACUGAUGCCAAAAGAGGUGAUCUUGCAAGGGCUCUAAUGGUAUGCCAUAAUUGAAUGUGAUGCUCCAUUGUUAUAGUAUUUGUAGGUGUUGAAUUUAUCUAUGCUCUUUGUUAUGAUCUUCCGGUUACCAAACUUUAUCAUUCUAACAAUGGAGCACUUGUAAUACCCAUGGUAACAAUGCCGUAAUUGGCAUAAAGCACUUGUAAAUUUCAUGGUCUAGUCUAUCACAUAAAAUGGAAAAUUAUCUUUCUUUUUUUUUUUUGGCAUUCUCUCUUCUGCUUGAAUUAUAAAUCAUUCCUUAAUAUUUACACGUAUAGUUCUAUGGAAUCUUUUUGCAUGACUAGAUUAUCUUUAUUAAGUUAUUCUAA